AUGGUGAUUCCCUCAUCUUUAUAUUUCAUCAGAAAGAGGGACCGAACUCUGCAAUGCCUUGUUAAUAUUGCCCUGAAGAAUAAUAUCAAAGAUUCACUGGACAAGUGGCGAAGGGAAGUGAAAGAAAAGUUGGAGGCGGUCGACACGUUGUGCUUCGAAGAGGCCGAUUCACUCUCUCCCGAACAGCACGCUUUGCUUCGUGAAAGGCGAAAUCAGUUGACCAUCGACUAUGACAAUGUCGUUCGCGAGGUAGAAACUCUUCACGGAAGACUGAACGUCCUCGCCACUCUGUUGAUCGAAUUCUCUUCAAAAUCCUCGUCUCUGCAAUCGUGGAUGACCCAUCAGACUAGGGCCAUUGGCUUGAUUCGUGAAAGAUCUGCCGAACUGCAUCAUCUCAGCGAGGCCCGCCAAGAUGCCAGACGUCUACUGGACGAAAUCACCCAGGAAGAAAGCCGCCUCAAAGCCAUUGGGGCCAUAUUAGCAAAGAUCGAACAGGAGGUUGAUGCUUUGUAUGAAAAUGCGCCAGCUACGGUUGCUCGUGGAAUUCACUCCACGGAACUGCGCAACACUUUCAACGUAAUUGACGAUGACUUCUCGGCUCUGCAAAAGCACUGCUCCGAGUUGAUACAGUUCCAGAACAAAAUCGCAGGACUUGGCAGCGAACACGCGGAAAAUUUACGACGAGUUGAAGACUGGUUCUCAAAAAUCGAGAGGGAUCUCGACGAAGUUGAACGUGGACCUGACGCGGACGUUGAAAAGAAACUUGUCAUUCUAGAAGGGCUCAAUCAAGAGGUAACUUAUAGGUGCCCGUUAGCUGAAGGCUCUUUAAUAAGGGGUUACGUGCAGGUAGUCAAUGGAAACGUGCAUAUAGACCACGCUGACCAGGCGUCUCGACGGCUCCUUGGCGCGCUUGAUGGUCUGAGUGCUCAUCCUGAUGCGUCCAAAAGGCAUGAAGCGGAGUCAGAAGAACGGCGCAGAAGGCAUUCAAAACUAGUUGACCGCAUGCAGCAGGCAUUCAAUCAAGCAACCGCCCAAAAAGCUGCCAACGAAGGUGUUCGUGACGCAGUUCACGAUUUAUGUUCCUGGAUAGAAGACUUUGAAAGCCGUUCUUGUACGAAUCGGGAUAUCCCAUUAAUUGAGGAAGAACUGAACCAAUUGAAGCGUGACGAGCAAAUGCUGCGAAUGGACCUUGACAGUCGGUUGUCGCUCACUAACGAUCUCGAAAAUGACUUGAAAAAGCUAGCUGGCAGUAAUCCGCCGGAAUGGGUGGAGGCUACCGAGCAAAAACUAAAGGAUGCUGCUCUACGUUUGCAACGUAAUAGCACCGAACUCAGGGGAUUCCGUGACAAUGUGAAUGAUGCCCUUGAAGGAGUGAUUGCAUUGGAUGCAUUUGGAGUAGCUCUGGACCGUUCUUGUGAUGCGACGUCAGCGAUUCUACGAUCGAUGAGCGCUCGUGAUGACCAAGGGCUAAACGAAAUCGCUUCUGAACUCGCCGCUCUAGACUCUCAGUUAACGGAUAUGAUGAGAACUGCUGAAACCAUCAAGAAAAUACCGAACGUAACCAAAACACAAGCAGUGGACCAACUGAUCCGAAAUGCUGAUGAGAAGUUGCAUGUCCUUAAUAAGGAAUUGACUGCUAAGUAUUCGACACAGGAAGAAGUUGGUCGUUUGGAAAGCGAUUUUGAAAAUGCGAAACAGAGAAUGGCCGACUGGAUCAGUCAGUUUGACGCUGAGCUUUUGGAGCUGAAACCUGUUUCCAUCGAUCAUGAUAAACUUAGUGAACAACGUAAAGAUCAGCUUGCUUUAGUCGAGAAACAUAAAGAAGGUCUCAACCUACUAGAGGAUUUGGAAGCGGUCUCAAUGCGUUUGACUGAAGCAGAACGUGAAACUGGUAGCAAUAGACUGAGCGUAACCCCUCGUAUCACUAUGGAGCUUGUGGCAAAGUACAAUGCCCAAGCAGAAGCGCUGCGAUCUCGUUUGGAAAGAAUAAAUGCUGCAGAUCAGAAGGCGAUUGAACUGCAAACCACAGAGAAUGAGCUAUCUGCUUGGAUAUCAUCGCAAAUGAAAUCCCUGUCGGAACACGAUGUGCCGACAUCAAUCGACUCAGUGAAUGCACUACUGGCUGCUUUGGACCGUAUGUCAAAAGCGAAAAGGCAAGAGCAACGACGACUUGAUGAUAUUCGUUUGCGUGGUCGCGAACUGGCAGCCGAUGCACGAUUGGCAGGAGAGGGUGAGCAGUUGCUUGAGCGCCAUAAGGCCCUUUCGGAGAAAUGGGACCAACUAGCGGACCUCAUGGAAGGUGCGUAUCAAAAGAAUUUUCAUCCUCCGGUACCGCCAUCAGUAAUGUCAAUACCACCGUUCGACGAUCGCCGAUUGGUUGCACCGACAUCCGUCACUCAAUGCAUACCGAUGCAGUCGACGAUGAUGCAAAGUUUCGCUCUUCCUGCGUCUACUCCUUCCAUUCCACAACCACCGCCGUUCGCAUUCCCCUCUUCCGCAGUGAGUGCAAGCAACAGCGGAAGUGGAAUUGCUCCAAGUAGUAGCACCAGUAGUGGACAGCCGUUCGGUGCAUCGGCAGUCGACUCUUGUCAGCAAAUUUCGCAUGUGCUCCAGUGCUACCAACAGGGUGGAGAAGAUGCGGAAUUCGUGCGGAAAGCCAUCGAAAGUCUUGUCAAAAAGCUCAAGGAAAAACGCGUCGAGCUGGACGCGUUGAUAACAGCGAUCACCUCCGCCGGAAAACAACCUACAACUUGUGUGACUAUACAGCGCUCACUGGAUGGUCGUCUGCAGGUGGCUGGUCGAAAAGGUGUACCUCACGUCGUUUAUGCACGAAUAUGGCGGUGGCCCAAUGUUAGCAAAAAUGAGCUUGUGAAACUAUCGAUGUGCACCAUACCGGCCGAACAUCAGGACUUCAUCUGCAUCAAUCCGUACCACUAUGAACGCGUUGUGUCCAAUGGACUAGCGCCUCCAGGUAAGUAA
This is a messenger RNA of Cooperia oncophora, 2979 nucleotides long. The record is from the annotation of a GenBank genome assembly. NCBI's taxonomy places the organism in Eukaryota, Metazoa, Nematoda, Chromadorea, Rhabditida, Trichostrongylidae.